Molecule: messenger RNA, 2749 nt
Organism: Salpingoeca rosetta
Lineage: Eukaryota; Choanoflagellata; Craspedida; Salpingoecidae
Exons: 23
Coding region: 20-2536 (838 amino acids)
Molecular function (GO): GTP binding; GTPase activity
Source: RefSeq, a predicted model, not a curated record
CCCGGAUCGCUUGCUGCGGAUGUGUCAGAAUUCGAGCGAAACUGACCGCAGACAAGCAGGUGGUGUUGGUGUUGGUUCACAUGCAGCAACACGAUCAGCGACAGCAGCAGCAGCGGGAAGAGGAAGUGGAGGACAGGAAGUGACAGGAAAGGGAGCCAAGAUGAUGCUCUGGGCCGUGGUGUGUGUAUGCCUGAGCCUGGCGGCAACCUCGCAUGGAGUUCACGCACCGCACAGCCGUCUUCGUGCUGAUGAAGACGAACACAUUGGAGUGCCAGAGGCCUUGCAAUUGGUGUACCGAGUCCCGGAAUCGAAGCAGCUUGCGCUAAACCAGGACGUCGUCGAGCAGCUGAAGCAGUGGCCGCCAUGUGUCAUCCUUGGUGUCAGCGGCAGCAUCCGCACGGGCAAGUCCUUCUUUGCGAACCAGCUGCGGGGCGAACAAAAGGGCUUUCACGUCGGCCACACCGAGCUCUCGGAGACGGAGGGUCUGUGGAUCUGGGGCCAGCCACUCAAGGUCGGCGACGUGCACGUCAUGCUCAUUGACAUGGAGGGCUUUGGCGGCCUUGAUACGAACGACACGUACGAGACGCUGCUGUUCUCGCUCGUGUCGACUGUCUCCCAUAUGAUGGUCUAUCACGCGAGCGACGUGGAUCGCCUCCACAUCAGCAGCCUCGAGCGGUUUUCUCGUCGCUCCUCCUCGUUCUCGCUGCACGCGCUGAGCAAAGACCCGGAGCUGUCGGCGUGGCUUGAGAGCCCCCCUGGGGAAGACAUGCCACGCCUGGCGUGGAUUGUGUCUCGCUUCACCCGCGAGCUCACAAAGGCGCCCACAGACUGGCUGCUCGAUACCAUCAGGGCAGAGUCGUCUGCGCAUCGCGUUGCUCUCGAUCGUGUCUUCCCAAACAUCGACUGCUUCACACUCCCGCCGCCAACAGCCGCAGCCGCCGCUUACAGACUCGACGAGGUUGACUCGUCCGCGCUGACGGAGGAAUUCGUGCGCGCAAUGGACAUUGUCGGCUUCUUCCUCCAAAUCCACCUCAAGAAGGACCGGCCCGCGAACGUCACGACCGCCGCACGCGUCAUCGGGGCUCUCCUCGAGAGCGGAGACGAGCUGCCCCCCGCGCCGAACGAGUGGCUGCUGUUUGAGCAGUCGCAGGCCGCGCUCGCAAAGCAGGCAGCCAUCGAGUACUUUGACGGUCUGUUUGCGAACGUCUGUGACCGUUUUUCCACGCGGGAGGACUCGGAUGAGCCCGUCCCCAACCCAGUUCUUGCACAACACUUCACCACAGCAGCUGAACGCGCCAUGCACCACCUCAACCACACCCUCUUCGACACAUCUACAAACGUCGCCCAGGCCGCCGUUGCUGCCCUGCGCGGUGUCAUGGACGUGAAGAUUGAGAAACGUCUCAUCGAAAACUCAAAACUCGCAAAGGCACACCUGCACACGCUUGUUGAGAAGACGCUUGACAACACGGAGACGGCGAUUGCGCAAUUGCGGAAGAAGGUUCCUAUUCCCCAUCGCCGGCUGCAAGCAGAAACCCGGACACUUGUGGAGGAUGCGACGACUGUGCUCAGCGAUGCGUUUGAGCGCUACGAUGACGAUGAAUACAGCGGCAACAAACUCAAGAGCAUCAGAAAGACUCUUGAGGAUGCUGUUGUUGAAGUGACAAACGCGAACCGAAUGCACAUCACGAGCAUGUUUGAUACCGCCAUCAAUGCAGCCGUCAGCACUUUCACCGCGGGCAUCAAGGCGUACCAGCUGCCUGUCCUUCCAGAAACAUUGGAAUCCUUCCGCCAGGAGUCGUUUGAAGCGGCGCUAAACGCGUUUAACGAGCGUGCGGAUGAAAUGCUCGGCAGCGAGGGCGACAGGGAACUGCUCGAGACGGGCCUGCGCAAGUUGAAUGCGAGUGCGUCUGAAGCGUUUGCACAGCUCGAACUGCUGAAUCUUCGCAAGCUGGACAGCGCAUGCGAGGCGCUGGUCGGGCAGGCCAGGCUCAGCAGGGACAAGAUGCUUGAGCGGGUGCGUCGGGAUCUGAUGCGCCAGGACGCGCGUGUGUCGCUGAUGACCGAGCUGCGGCAACAGCUGCAUAAUCUCAUGCAUGACUCUAUCGUUGCAAACGCCCGACACUACGCAGACUCCUCCUGCGGACUGGCAUUUGAAACGCUGGAGAAUAUGCGGACAUCGCUGCGUGCCGAUUUCCUGCAGGCAUAUGAGAAGUGCAUGCAGGACAAUUUGUAUGGGCGGCUGGAGGUGCUGGUGGACCGAUUCGCCAACCCGUCAUCCUCUCCACUCACAUACCCGUUUAGAUUCUUCUUGCUCAAGACGGCGGUGAGUGAUGCGGCCAUGCAACAGCUGGCGGAUGUUGUUGAGGAUGAGUCGUUCCGUGCUGAACUCGUCAGCGAUUGGCUCUAUCAGGAGGCAAAUCCACUCUCCCCGCUCAUCAAACGCAGCUUCCAGGAUCUGGUCUGGACGAUAACGGCAAUUGGCGGUCUCGUGUUUCUCAUUCUCGCCAAGCGCUGUGCAUCAACACUCAGCCUGUAGCCAUUGCGACAAUGGUGGUGGUGGUGGUGGUGGUGGUGGUGGUGUGUAAGUGUGAUUGGUUCUCCUACUGUCGUGUGGUGCUCGCAUCUGCAGUGCACACGUGCAUUUUGUUUGCGUUUGCGGGUGUGAUGACUUGUCCUUCUCGUCGCGCCAAUGAAGCGAUGGGGCAACAACGUUGUAAUUCAUGAGAAGAGUGAACACAAGCACACCCAA